This is a messenger RNA of Linum tenue, 807 nucleotides long. The record is from the annotation of a GenBank genome assembly. NCBI's taxonomy places the organism in Eukaryota, Viridiplantae, Streptophyta, Magnoliopsida, Malpighiales, Linaceae.
AUGUCACCGAAGGCGGAGGAGAAGGUGAUCACUGUGAAGAAAGUGGACGAGCUGAAGCUGAGCACUGCCGUUUACAGGCUAAACUUGCAUUGCAAAGAAUGUGCAAUUACGGUCAAGAGGCCUCUUCUCGCCAGACAAGGUGUCCAUAGUGUCAUUGCUGAUGUCGAGAAGGGAGAGCUGAAGGUCAAAGGGGAAAUCGACGUGAAAGAGAUUCACGAAGUGAUUCGAAGAAUUAGUAAGAGAAAAGUUGAGAUUGUAACGUCGGAAACUGACCGCAAGACCGGCAAUGCAGGCAAAAAGGAGGUAGAAAUUGAAGAAACUAAAGAAAUUUGGAAGACAAUUAUACGCACCACGUCAAUCAAGGUUCACCUACACUGCCACAAAUGCCAGAUUGACCUCAAGAAGAAGUUACUCAAGCAUAAAGGGAUUCACACAGUGAAAAUGGAUAUGAAAGCACAAACAGUGACCAUUCAAGGAACCAUUGAGUCAGAGAAGCUGCUAAGCUACAUGAGGAGAAGAGUGCACAAGCACGCAGAGAUUAUAGUCUCGAAGAAGGUUGAGAAGAAGAAAGUGGAAGCAAAAUGUUGCGACGACGACGAAAAGGAUGUCGUCAAGAUCAAAGUGGACAAGUGCUGUGAUUCUGAUCAGGAGAUCAUUACCACUAAACCUGGCACCAGAUGUGAGACUGAGACGGUUUGCGUGGAGAAUAAAGAUGGAGGCCUAGUAGGCGCCCCUUAUUUCAUUCACUAUGUCUACGCUCCUCAGCUAUUUAGUGACGAAAACCCCAAUGCUUGUUUAAUCAUGUAG